CUAGAAAAGUGCAGUAAUGCAUGUUCAAAGUAGCGUAUAUAUACAUAAUAAGCACGGAGAUGUUGAGAGAGGAUAUCCUCAAGAGAGGGAUAUUUUGUUUUAAUCUUUCAUUCUCAAGUCCAGUCUAUCCAGAUUGUUCCCACUUGUCGUGAUCUCACGUCGAGGCAAUUAUUCUCUUCUUCCGACCUAGACGUACCCGCCCCAAUACACAAGCUCAAACGACGGUCUGUUCAGAAUGCUUCCAGACCCUUGCCGGGAGCAAGUCUCCCCCAAGGUACCGCUGGAGCCACUUGGAUCCCUGUCAUAUCUCAUAUCCGACGAAGUGCUGGGAGAAGACCCUACGGACGUACUCUACCUACGAGUCUCCAGGGAAUUUUACAAGUUUAUAGUCCCUCAAGUCUACCGCCAUCUCCAUCUACAUACCGGUAAUGUUUUCAGUGUCCUCUACCCUCUCGAUGAUUCGCUAGUAAAACGACGUUUAGAUGGUGAGCGUAAAGCCAAAGCACUCAAGAACGUCAAGGUUGUUACUCUUGAAGAGUUCUUCAGCGCCGCGCGUAUUGCUUGGUGGAGCGAACAGUGGAGUUUCCAAGUCAAUCCUCAUUGGCGAGAUGCGGUCCCUCGUUCUCCUGUACGAGCUUUCCCAGCAAUCGAGCACGUCCAUCUUGGCGAGAAUUUCAUUAACCCCGACAUUACACCGAAAUGGGACGCCAUCAUCGAUCAUACUUUUACUCGCCAACUUCCGUCCCCGUCAUUCUGUAAUGACGUCCCAAUUGACAAGAGCGACCACCCAGAUUUCUACUUUGAUCACUCAAUAUAUCUUGAUCAGUACAAAUCCCUUAUCCGGUUACUUGCCUCCAGACAAAACAUUCGUCUUCGACGCUUCACUUUUCACGUCCGUCUGACCAAGGAUCUUAAUGGGUAUCAGCCUUAUCUGUUCAACUUGGAUAAUGACAAAGUUGUACCAAUCUGGUACAUCUUUGAAGUCGAGGAAGAGGAGAAAUACUCUACUAUUGAUUUGAUGGACAGAAUUUUCAAGCGCUUUCUCCAAUACCCCAAAAUCCACCAAUUAAACAACCGGAUCAAGCUCAUUCUUCCCGACCGACCAGACCUUGAGAGCUCAUUAACCCAGCUUGGUCAACGACAAGGCGACCAUAAUCGAGCAAUUUUCCAAACAUUCCGAAACCAUGUACUCCCACUCACAGCCGACCGCGUGUGCCCUUGUAAGUCACCCGUCAUUCCCCGCAAUCCCAAGAAAGCACCUCCAAAGCACAUACAUAGGUGUAUGUUCGACAAUGAAGAUAAAGGUGACUCGCACGGAUACGGUAACGAGUUUGGCGCAGGAGUCUAUUUUACGGAUGACAGUCAGCCAGUGGUCAGUUAUGCGUCGUCAUGGGGAGGCGGGAGGACGGGCGCAACUUUUGGAGGGUUUGGAGGUGGGUAUGGAUUUAUGGGAAUGCGUGGCGGUUUUGGUGGAGGGUUUAAUUAAAGUUCUGGUGGGGAAAGUGGGAGAUUCUGGUCGAAAGAUGAUGUCAGAAAGGGGUACAGUGAUGAAUUUCAAGGGGCGCGCAUGGUUGUAGCAUCUGUAAAAUAAUUGUAAUAUAUCUGUUGUAUGUGAUGUAAUAGGACGACGUUGCCAUCAUCACCGGAAACUUUAUCAAGCAAUGUGCGAUAAAGUCAGGCCCCAGGAUAAGAAAUGGAUAACUCAUGAUCACGUUCAAAGCUAGCUUCGUGUCUAACCAGAUCGACGCAUAAAGGAAGUGCCCACCCAAGAAAAGUGGAUCAGGGGUAGUCAACAUUCAGUAAUGAGACCCACAUUGGUUUAGUCUUCGUCCUCCUUUCAUCCUUUCUUCUCUAUUAAGCGAAAGAUGUACUUUUGCAUCAAGUCAGUUCGGAGCUCAACUUCAGAGAAAGAAAGAAGGCCCACGCGAGCACUAUAAAAUUAUCCCCAGAAAUGAGCUCUCAAACUCCCCACUAUAUCCAUUCUCUCUCAACAGUCAACAGUCAAC
Cryptococcus deneoformans JEC21 is the source of this 2006-nucleotide messenger RNA. RefSeq lists its product as hypothetical. The transcript has 3 exons. Bases 236 to 1486 code for a protein of 416 amino acids. The record is from RefSeq and is a predicted model, not a curated record. Lineage: Eukaryota; Fungi; Basidiomycota; Tremellomycetes; Tremellales; Cryptococcaceae.